GAUGAGUCUUUCUAGUGUUUUUCUCGUUCGCGGCAGGUCGAACUUACUCACCCAAGUCCCCACUGACUGACGUGCGGUGGACCGCAUGGUAAUCGAAGAACAAUAGAGAGCAACCUCUCGAAGUGAGCACCGGAUGACUGCUUCCGCGACAUUGGCGCUCGGAAACCCUAGCCUCGGCCUCGCCAAACCGUUGCCGUCGUCCUUUCUCGGCGUCUGGAUCCAUCCCCAAUCUGGAUUGUUGCGCCGAGUUGGCUUAGCGUCGCCGUCGUCCGGACUUGCUGUCUCCUGCACUAUGACCAAGGAAGUCACGGCCGUUGAGGCAAGCAAGUACGAAAAUCCGGGCUUGGGGCUUAGACCGGAUUCCUUCGGUCGGUUCGGCCGUUUCGGGGGCAAGUACGUGCCGGAGACCCUUAUGUACGCCCUCACUGAGCUCGAGGAGGCGUUCUGGGCACUCUCCAAAGACGAGGAAUUCCAGAGAGAGUUAGAAGGAAUUCUUAGGGAUUAUGUUGGACGAGAAAGCCCACUUUACUUUGCAGAGCGGCUGACAGAACAUUACAGGCGUUCUGAUGGGCAAGGCCCUCAUAUUUAUCUAAAGAGAGAAGAUCUUAAUCAUACAGGUGCUCAUAAGAUCAAUAAUGCUGUUGCACAAGCUUUACUUGCCAAAAGGUUGGGAAAGAAGCGCAUCAUAGCGGAGACAGGAGCUGGUCAACAUGGGGUUGCUACAGCUACUGUCUGUGCUAGAUUUGGCUUGGAAUGUAUUAUUUAUAUGGGUGCCCAGGAUAUGGAGAGGCAAGCCCUAAAUGUAUUUCGAAUGAAGCUUCUUGGAGCUGAGGUAAGAGCUGUCCAUUCUGGAACUGCCACACUAAAGGAUGCCACUUCAGAAGCCAUACGUGACUGGGUGACCAAUGUUGAGACAACUCAUUACAUUUUAGGGUCUGUGGCAGGUCCACAUCCUUAUCCAAUGAUGGUUAGGGAAUUCCAUGCAGUAAUUGGCAAAGAGACAAGAAAGCAAGCUUUAGAGAAGUGGGGUGGGAAGCCAGAUGUUCUUGUUGCAUGUGUUGGUGGAGGUUCAAAUGCCAUGGGGCUCUUCCAUGAAUUUGUCGAUGAUAGAGAUGUGAGAUUAGUAGGUGUAGAGGCUGCUGGCUUUGGAUUGGACAGCGGUAAACAUGCAGCAACAUUAACAAAGGGAGAAGUAGGGGUUCUUCAUGGUGCCAUGAGUUAUUUGCUACAGGAUGAUGAUGGUCAAAUAAUUGAGCCUCAUUCUAUAAGUGCUGGGUUGGACUACCCUGGAGUUGGUCCCGAGCACAGCUAUUUGAAGGAUAUUGGACGAGCUGAAUACUUUAGUGUCACAGAUGAACAGGCUUUGGAAGCUUUCAAGCAACUGUCACGGCUGGAGGGUAUCAUCCCUGCUCUUGAAACUUCUCAUGCGCUUGCAUACUUGGAAGAUCUCUGUCCAACUUUGCCAGAUGGCUCAAAGGUGGUUGUCAAUUGCAGUGGCAGGGGCGAUAAGGAUGUCCAAACUGCUAUAAAGCAUCUUCACCUGUAAUGAGAACAUGCUAUGUUUAAUUAAUAGUUUGAAAGCAGAGGAAAAUACAAAACCAAAUUCAUCUGUCAGGACUAAGAGCUGUUUGUCGCAAGUCAUAGUUCUUCAAAAGUUGCUUUUAGUGGUUAAUAAAUUCUUAUCCAUUCGAUAGCAAUGCUUCCUUGUAGAAUGUUUUUGCCAAUUUUCUAGUAUAAUCUUAUGGAUAGCUUCAGUAA
This is a messenger RNA of Zingiber officinale, 1758 nucleotides long. Its product is annotated as tryptophan synthase beta chain 1-like. Bases 134 to 1546 code for a protein of 470 amino acids. NCBI's taxonomy places the organism in Eukaryota, Viridiplantae, Streptophyta, Magnoliopsida, Zingiberales, Zingiberaceae. The record is from RefSeq and is a predicted model, not a curated record. Gene Ontology annotation, biological process: L-tryptophan biosynthetic process. Gene Ontology annotation, cellular component: cytoplasm. Gene Ontology annotation, molecular function: tryptophan synthase activity. The transcript is spliced from 5 exons.